Molecule: messenger RNA, 1269 nt
Organism: Clunio marinus
Lineage: Eukaryota; Metazoa; Arthropoda; Insecta; Diptera; Chironomidae
Source: the annotation of a GenBank genome assembly
AUUCAUUAUUUUAUUCUCAAAUCUCAUUAGUGCACUUUUCGUGAAAGUGAAUGCUUACAAUAAUUAAAAAGCGUUUGAUUGUUCACAUUUGAUUAAAAAUUUAUAACCAAGUCAAGGUGAUGAUGAAAUAAUAUCUAUGAGAUAAGAUUAUUUUAUGUGUGUAGCUGAAAGCUUUCGGGGUCGUCUUUGCGUAAUAACAAAAAACAAAUCUUGUAUACAAAAACAUGGAUUUUUUAUUAGGUGGAAUGUCAGCUGCAUGUGCAGGUUUCUUCUCAAAUCCUUUUGAUGUAAUAAAGACAAGACAACAACUUCAAGGUGAAUUAGUUUCAAUCAAAACAACAGUCAAAGACUUGCAGCUUAAAAAAGAGCUCAAGAAACAGCCUUAUAAAAAUGUCAUUCAAUCAAUCAAAUCUAUAAUAAACGCAGAAGGUGUCAUUGGAUUGCAAAAAGGUUUGGUAUCAGCUUUGGCUUUCCAAUUUUGUAUGAAUAGUAUCAGAUUAGGAACGUAUCAAACAAUCGAUAAUUUAGGAUGGAACAGAAGACAAAACGGCGAACUUCAUCCAGUGUUGUGUAUAUUUUGGGGUGGAGCUAGUGGAAUAUUUGGAUCUACUGUUGGAUGUCCACUAUAUAUGAUUAAAACUCAACUUCAAGCCCAAUCUCAUGGUACAUUUGCUGUUGGAUUUCAACAUGGUCAUAAAAGCACAUUUGAUGCUUUAAAGAAAAUUGUAAACGAAAAUGGAAUCAAAGGAUUAUGGAGGGGUUGGACUGGAAUAUUAGUAAGAACUGCUGUAGGAUCGUCAGCCCAAUUGACGACAUUUUCGAAAAGCAAAGAUUUCUUAGUUCAAUACGAGUUCUUUGCUGAAUCAAUUUUCUUCACUGCUGUUGGAGCAUCAAUGGUGUCUGGUCUUUUUACAGCAAUAACUAUGACACCAUUCGAUACUGUUGCCACAAGAAUGUUUAAUCAAGGCGUAAACGAUAAAGGAAAAGGUUUACUUUAUAGAAACAUUUUUGAUUGUUUCCUUAAAACUUUGCGAGUUGAAGGUUUCUGGGCAUUGUACAAAGGAUUUUUAGCAAACUACUUGAGACUUGCACCUCAUACUAUUUUAAAUUUAACAUUUUGGGAGCAGUUCAAGGAAUGGAAAGAUCUUUAUUUCGAAUCUAUCGUUUAUUGACUAUUAUUAUGAAACUGUUACAGAUUUUAUUAUACACUAAAACAUGAUAAAACGUACAAAAUUAAACUUAAUUUAUUUCUCUCUUGUAAUUUUAAAU